AUGACUACACCAGAUUCUCGGGUCAUCAUUGUUGGCGGUGGCGUGUUUGGACUGAGCACAGCUUUGUGGCUCGCCCGCGGAGGUUACAAGGAUGUGAUGAUAUUCGAUCGGUGUGACUUCGAAAAAGAUUUAUACAACCCGUCUAGUAACUGCGAUGGAGCCUCUGCUGAUAUCAAUAAGAUCUUUCGCGCUACAUAUGGACAGCAAACCCACUCCCAAGACCUUGCUUUGGAAGCUAGAAAUAUUUGGCUUCAAUGGAACAAAGAGAUAAGGCAGAGCAGCCCAUCUGAACUUCCAGAACCACUCACCCCGCAGGAUCAGUUGUUGCAUCUUUGUGGAGUUUACCAUCUGGCAGAUGGCCCUGAAAUGAUCGAUCGUUAUGUUGAGAACCUUAAGAUUAUGAAAGACACUGCGCCUAGUUUCCGUGACCUCCAAUUUGUGAAGGAUAGCCCUGAAGACGAAAAACGCGCCGCGGACUUGGGCCCAGAGUGGGCUAAGAAACACCAUCUAUUCGACCAUUUCAGAAAUAACCGAACGAAUGGCUUUCUCGAUGCGGGAUCCGGAGUCACCCUUGCGGACAAGGCAUGUGUAUACGCGCGUCAUUUAUGUCUGAAGGCCGGUGUGAAAUUCGUUCUAGGCCGCCCUAAAGGAGAACUCGAACGUCUGCUUAUCGAUCAAUCGAGCCAGGGAAAGCGGGUACAAGGGAUUCAAACCCGUGAUGGUCAGAGCCAUUUUGCUGACAUUAUUAUCGUCGCCUGUGGCCCUUGGUCAUCAUCUGUGGUUCCCGAAGCUCAUCGCUCUGUUGAAGCCACGAUGGGAACACUGAUGUUUAUCGAUGUUCCGAGUAAUAGGCAAGAUCUUCGAGAGCGAUUUCAUCCCGACAACUUCCCCAUUUGGCGCUUUUUGGAAGGGGAAGGAGACUCGGCUUAUGAGGGAGGCGGCUUCCCAAUAACCAGAGAAGGACGGCUGAAGUUCGGAUUCCGAGCUCGGAAGUUCACAAACUUCCAGGAUCACCCAAAAGAAAAUAAAUUGCGAAUUUCAACCCCGCGGACGAAGUAUAGCUCAGAGCCGAUCAACACUGUUCCUUUGUACGGACUCCAGCGUAUGAAGCGAGUGAUCGGUGGUCUCUUCCCUGAACUGAAAGAAAUUGGCUUCACUGAUAGCCGGUUAUGCUGGUAUACGGAUAGUAUUGACAACGAGUUUGUUAUUGACUACGUUCCUGGCUAUUCCGACUCCCUGUUUAUCUGCACUGGUGGCUCUGGCCAUGGAUUCAAAUUCCUUCCAAUUCUGGGCAAGUACGUGAAGAACCAACUGGAGAAAACACCAGACCGCUUCACCCCACUCUGGAAGUGGCGGUCAGUCCAGGAGGGGAAGCCAUGCAAUGGACUGGAAGAGGGUGAGAAUGGCCCUCGUGAGAUGUCCAAGCUAGAGCUGGCAAAGCGUAAGUGUUACAAGCCAUUGAUAUACGAAGCGUUACUAACCGAAGAGCCAAUAACUAGCCGAAGAUUUCAAGUUCCCUACCGAGAGCUUUUUGUAAACCUGGGUUACAAGGAUAUUGACGAAUUCCCUAGCAAGUAA
This is a messenger RNA of Penicillium chermesinum, 1578 nucleotides long. RefSeq names its product NAD(P)/FAD-dependent oxidoreductase. Gene Ontology annotation, molecular function: flavin adenine dinucleotide binding; sarcosine oxidase activity. NCBI's taxonomy places the organism in Eukaryota, Fungi, Ascomycota, Eurotiomycetes, Eurotiales, Aspergillaceae. The coding region runs from base 1 to 1578 and encodes 525 amino acids. The record is from RefSeq and is a predicted model, not a curated record. The transcript is spliced from 12 exons.